This is a messenger RNA of Nerophis ophidion (straightnose pipefish), 4794 nucleotides long. Its product is annotated as protein arginine N-methyltransferase 8-B-like. Gene Ontology annotation, biological process: peptidyl-arginine methylation. Bases 234 to 1469 code for a protein of 411 amino acids. The record is from RefSeq and is a predicted model, not a curated record. Gene Ontology annotation, molecular function: protein-arginine N-methyltransferase activity. NCBI's taxonomy places the organism in Eukaryota, Metazoa, Chordata, Actinopteri, Syngnathiformes, Syngnathidae. Gene Ontology annotation, cellular component: plasma membrane. The transcript is spliced from 10 exons.
CGCCGCUUCGUGGCAACAGCACGUCCGGGAGCCGGUCUGCUUCUGUCUGCGCACCCUUGGCAUUCUAGAAGAAGAUUGCAUCUCGCCCUGCACCUGAUGGCUGUUCAUUGACAAAUAAUUGGGCCGGAAACGCGAAGGAGGUGUUUUUUUUUAAUUUAUUUAUUUUUUUUUUCCCGCCCAUCUGUCAGGUGUCCACAUUUUUUUUUUUUUUUGUCCCCCACCGCCUGCCUCUUAUGGGAAUCAAGCACUCGUCCCGUUGCAUGCUCCUCAGGAGAAAAAUGGCGGAUUCUGAGAGCAAUGAGCUGCCACAGCCGCAGCCGGUCCGCAUCAUUCCAUCGCGGUCGGCUCAGCCCGCCUCCUUGCCAAAGCCUGUGCCUUCCAUCCAGCAGCCGACACCAAGACCUGUUCUACCGCCACACACGCCACACGCCGCCAGCCUUCCCAACUGCUCUGGAUGGGGCAAGAUGGCCAAGCUAUGUAACCCCGAGGAGAUGACCUCAAAGGACUACUACUUCGACUCCUACGCCCACUUUGGCAUCCACGAGGAGAUGCUAAAGGACGAAGUGAGGACCCUGACCUACCGCAACUCCAUGUACCACAACAAGCACAUGUUCAAGGACAAAAUAGUUCUUGAUGUGGGAAGCGGCACUGGGAUAUUAUCCAUGUUUGCAGCCAAAGCAGGAGCGAAGCAUGUGUUUGGGAUUGAAUGUUCCAGCAUAUCAGAAUACUCGGAAAGAAUCAUCAAGUCCAACCACCUCGAGAGCGUGAUCACCAUCAUCAACGGAAAGGUGGAGGAAGUGGAGCUUCCUGUGGAGAAGGUUGAUAUCAUUAUAUCAGAGUGGAUGGGCUACUGUCUCUUCUACGAAUCCAUGCUGAACACGGUCAUCUUCGCCAGGGACAAGUGGCUGAAACCAGGUGGAUUAAUGUUUCCUGAUCGAGCCUCUUUGUACGUUUUGGCCAUCGAGGACAGGCAGUAUAAAGACUUCAAAAUACACUGGUGGGAGAACGUGUAUGGCUUCGACAUGACUUGUAUUCGCAAUGUGGCAAUCAAGGAGCCGCUGGUUGACGUGGUGGACCAGAAACAGGUGGUGACCAACUCCUGCCUGGUCAAAGAAGUGGACAUCUACACGGUGAAGACUGAGGAUCUUUCUUUCACGUCAGCAUUCUGUCUGCAGAUCCAGAGAAACGACUACAUUCAUGCACUGGUCACCUACUUCAACAUAGAGUUCACCAAAUGUCACAAAAAAACGGGUUUCUCCACUGCUCCUGAUGCUGCAUACACCCACUGGAAGCAGACGGUCUUCUACCUGGAGGACUAUCUGACCGUGCGAAGAGGAGAGGAAAUCACUGGCAGCAUUGCAAUGAAGCCUAACGACAAAAAUGUUAGGGACUUGGACUUCACCUUUGAGCUGGAUUUCAAAGGACAACUGUGCGAGGCAGCUAUAGCCCACGACUACAAGAUGCGCUAGAUUUUGCGGGAAGGGAAUGGGAUUCCUCUGGAGAAGAGGAACCCUUACAGACCACACCAAGAAAACAGACUCCAAAUGACACGGAAGGUUGAAAAGCUAAUCUGAAGUGGCCUCUCUGACAUCUCGCUGUAAGACAGGAAGCCAUUGGUGCAGACUGUUAAACAACCCUGAAUGUAACACUGAAAUAGAAAAACAUUUCCAACUUGCUGAAAGUUAGUGAUUCUUGCUGUAGGUGUAAGUGAAAUGGAGUGACGUACCUGUGUUUUUUGUUCAGUUCAUAAUUAUAUGGCCCUCAUAUUGUUCGUCUUUUAGUAAUACUGUUGGUGAAAUGUUGGUUCUACGGAUAGCGAGUUGUGUCAAUUUAUGCUCAGUGAUGUUUGAAUUUGCGUCUGAGCACCACAGCCAAGGACAUACUUGUUGCAGGUACUGUACUGUAUGUACAGCAGGUCUACUCAUGUGUGCGUUACGUGAAAGGUAAUUUGUUGUAAAUAGUUGCGCUGAUUCUGUGUGUGAUGAAUGGUGUUAAAGGCAGAUCUCCAUAGUAGUGUGCUCUUCAGUAUGUUAUCCGUUUGAGCCGGUGGUGUUUGACCUGCCUUUAAAAUUGGUACACGUGUGUAAUCUGACGAGAUCUAAUACAAGAACUUUAUUAAAAACUUAAACCUUCUAAACCGCUGGGAACAACUAGGGCUGUCCUCGGCCAUUGGUUUUCAUAGUCCAAUAUGAUUUGUUAGCUCAGUCGAUUAUGGGCAAAACAUUUGUGUUUGUAUGUUAGCAAAGAACAAAGCCAAUGGGGAUCCCUACAAAUAAAAUCUCAUUAGCGACUUGUUCCACCUCAACAAGGCUGAAACGGCAGAAGUUGGAUAGUUUGGGGUCGGCUUCGGCACACCCACUGUACCUAAGAGGCCUCGGGUACUCAACUCACCUCCUGUCAGAAUCCAAAUCAAAUUGUCGUUUAUUCCUAGAAAGACAACCAUAGAAACUACAAUAUUAAUAAUAACCUAAGUACCAUACAUCCCUGCAAAUUCGCAAUUCAGCAUUAUUUUUCAUUUACACUGUAGUCAGAAUAGGCACUUUUCUUUCCCCCGCAGAAAACACAUUUAGAUCAUCUUAAUAUUGCUACAAAAUUUAAGGAGAAUGUCAAAUUAGCAAAAAGGUUUGGAGGAAGAGGAUUGAGCCGUGUGUCAAAAAUAUGAUUUUGUAUAAGCAAACUGAUUUCUGGCUGAGUUUCGCUUUUAAUGGCUGGCCACUGAACAUAACCCUGCGAUUGGCUGGGAUAUACCGUUGUUAUAUUUAGACAUCCAUCCAUCCAUUUUCUACCGCUUAUUCCCUUUUGGGGUCGCUGGCGCCUAUCUCAGCUACAAUCAGGCGGAAGGUGAGAUACACCCUGGACAAGUCGCCACCUCAUUGCAGGGCCAACACAGAUAGACAGACAACAUUCACACACUAGGGCCAAUUUAGUGUUGCCAAUCAACCUAUCCCCAGGUGCAUGUCUUUGGAGGUGGGAGGAAGCCGGAGUACCCGGAGGGAACCCACGCAGUCACGGGGAGAACAUGCAAACUCCACACAGAAAGAUCCCGAGCCUGGAUUUGAACCCAGGACUGCAGGACCUUCGUAUUGUGAGGCAGACGCACUAACCCCUCUGCCACCGUGAAGCCAUUUAGACAUAUAGAGGCAUUUUUUUUAUUAUAGCUCUUGUAUUUGAUCUCAUAACGAGGAGGCUUUAUUCCGUGCUUGAUGCCUUUACCUAAGAUCCCAAGUGUUCCUGAUUCAACUUCCGCAAUGCUGCAUCUACAAUUGUUUUCAUCUGUAAACACUUUGCUUUGUGUUGUCAUACGCUUUAGUCAGCCAUGUCAAACCUGUUAAGAGUGACAGUAAUGGAAAUGCGAACCCCCCCCACCCCCCAAACAACAAUUUAGUGACACUUAACUGUACGCUUUUGCUCUAUAAAUAUGCUUUUAAGUUAUUUGGGAAGGUAACCCAGCAGGCACAAGACAUGUUCUUGAAAACUGACUUUGAAAUAACGUUGCAAAAUUGUUGUGUUUGUAAAUUUUGACAACAUUGAGGCAAUAAUAAUAAUAUAUUUUAUUUGUAAAAAAGCACUCCACGUUGAGCAAACAACCUCAAAGUGCCACAGUGUAAAAAAAAUUGUAAUAAUAAUAAUAAUAGAAAGAUAAUAAAAAUAAAUAACAUAUAAAACUAGAAACAGCCCAAUAGCUAGAACCAGCAAGCAUAUCUAUAAAAUGUUUUUUUUUUUUUUAAAGAAGGGUUUUGUAUAAGUAUCCACAGUUUGAGGUGCCCUCAGGUGGUCAGGGAGAGCGUUCCACAAACUGGGAGCAGCGGAGCAAUAAGCCCGGUCCCCUAUACGUCGUAGCUUUGUCCUUGGAGGUUGGAGGAGGUUAGCCUGUUUGGAGUGGAGAUGUCGUGUGGAGGAUUUGGGGGUGAGCAGUUCUUUGAGGUAGACGGGGGCAUUUCCAUGGAGGCACUGGAGAGUUAGUAGGGAGAUUUUGAAUUCAAUCCUGAGUGUCCACGUUGGUCUACGAUGAAUCAACGUAGUCAAAAAGCAAGUUGUUUCAACGUUGUAUGUGCGUUGUAGAAUUUUGGUUGGCAAAUGACCAAAAAUUCAAUGGUCAAACGAACUUCAGAACCAAACAUUGAUUAAACGUAGUCAAAAAGCAUGCUGUUUCAACGUUAUGUUUGAGUUGCUCAACGUCAAUUCAACAAGUUCUCAACGUUGUUUUAAGGUCUUGUGCCUGCUGGGAAUGAUUAGGAUGGUCUAUCCGAGGAGGUUUUCAAUUAUUUUAAAGCCUCAACAAGGUGUGGUGUCGAUUAAACACACCCUUUAUAAAGCAUGCGACUAAUAUUAAUAAUUAUUGAGCAAAUACCUGCUUUCUCAAAGGAAUUCGCUUUUUAAUCAGAUGUAUUUUCAGAGUUUUCUGGCAUCUACAAAUAUUAUAGGAACAUUGUAUACAUUGUUAGAAGUCAUAUCUUAACUUUUUUCAUUGAUUUCAAGUAACAUUUGUAUUUAUUUCUUUACAAUUUUGCAAUGUGACAUACAGACAUGUUUUAAUAAGCAGGCUUUUUCUUUUCAUGUGCAUUAUAACUUUUGAUUUGAAAUAAAUACUAUGUUUCAUAUCUUGUAAUGACACCUUGAAAAAGGAAUAAACUGCAACGUGUACAACCAUCCACUAGGCAUUGGUAUCAAAUAACUGUAGUUAUACAACAAUAUGAACAAGCAAGACUUUAUUUUUGUUACACUAAUUAAAUAUCUACUUUGUACAUUAAAGUGAUGUGCAGGACUGUGACGGCAGUAACCCGACAAUAGCGA